Lontra canadensis (Northern American river otter) is the source of this 2748-nucleotide messenger RNA. RefSeq names its product protocadherin gamma-C3-like. Gene Ontology annotation, cellular component: plasma membrane. Gene Ontology annotation, biological process: homophilic cell-cell adhesion. NCBI's taxonomy places the organism in Eukaryota, Metazoa, Chordata, Mammalia, Carnivora, Mustelidae. Gene Ontology annotation, molecular function: calcium ion binding. The record is from RefSeq and is a predicted model, not a curated record.
CCCCGCUAAGAGGAACUGCCUUUGAGUGAGAUGGUCCCAGAGGCCCGGAGGAGCGGACUGGUAAGCACCGGGAGAGUGGUGGGAGUUUUGUUUCUGCUUGGUGCUUUGCACAAGGCUUCUGCCGUGGUUCGCUAUGAGAUCCUGGAGGAAAGAGAGAGAGGUUUUGCGGUGGGCAACGUGGUCACGGACCUUGGCUUGGAUCUCGGCAGCCUGUCAGCCCGAAGGCUGCGGGUAUUGUCCGGGACUAGCCGAAGGUUCUUUGAGGUGAACCGGGAGUCAGGAGAGAUGUUCGUGAAUGACCGCCUGGAUAGAGAGGAGCUUUGUGGGACACUGCCCUCCUGCACCGUAACUCUGGAGCUGGUAGUGGAAACCCCACUAGAGCUGUUCAGCGCAGAGGUGGUGAUCCAAGAUAUCAACGACAACAAUCCCUCUUUCCCUACCCGGGAAAUGAAAUUGGAGAUUAGCGAGGCCGUGGCGCCAGGCACGCGCUUCCCGCUGGAGAGCGCGCACGAUCCCGACGUAGGAAGCAACUCUUUACAAACCUAUGAGCUGAGCCUUAAUGAGUACUUUGCGCUUCGCGUUCAGACGCGGGAGGACAGCACCAAGUACGCGGAGCUGGUGCUGGAGCGCGCCCUUGAUUGGGAGCGAGAGCCAAGUCUCCAGUUAGUGCUGACGGCUUUGGAUGGAGGAACUCCAGCUCGUUCGGCCACCCUUCCCAUUCGCAUCACCGUGCUGGACGCGAAUGACAAUGCACCCAGCUUCAAUCAGUCUUUGUACCGUGCGCGUGUCCUGGAGGAUGCAUCCCCUGGCACUCUCGUUGUGCAAGUUCAUGCAACUGAUUUGGAUGAAGGCCCCAAUGGUGAAAUCAUUUACUCUUUUGGCAGCCACAAUCGUGCCAGUAUGCGAGAUCUCUUCUCCUUAGAUCCUGUUACUGGGGUGCUGACAAUCAAGGGUCACCUGGACUUCGAAGACACAAAACUCCACGAGAUUUACAUACAGGCCAAAGACAAAGGCGCCACUCCGGAAGGAGCACAUUGCAAAGUUUUGGUAGAGGUUCUGGAUGUGAAUGACAAUCCCCCAGAGAUCACAGUCACCUCCGUGUACAGCCCAGUCCCUGAGGAUGCUCCUCCUGGAACUGUCAUUGCUUUGCUCAGCGUGAUCGAUCUGGAUGCUGGGGAGAAUGGAUUGGUGACUUGUCAGAUUCCUCCAGGUCUCCCAUUCAGCCUAACUUCUUCCCUCAAGAAUUACUUUACUUUGAAAACCAGUGCAGCCCUGGAUCGUGAGACUGUCCCAGAAUACAAUCUCAGCAUCACUGCUCAAGACUCGGGAGUCCCUUCCCUCUCAGCUCUUACAGUUGUGCAAGUACAAGUCUCUGAUAUCAAUGACAACCCUCCACAGUCUUCCCAGUCCUCCUAUGAUGUUUAUGUUGAGGAAAAUAACAUCCCUGGGGUUCCAAUACUAAAUCUAAGUGUCUGGGACCCAGAUGCCCCACAAAAUUCUCACCUUUCCUUCUUCCUCUUGGAGCAAGGAGCUGAAACUGGGCUAGUGGGCCGCUAUUUCACAAUAAAUCGUGACAGUGGCAUCGUGUCUUCCUUAGUGUCCCUGGAUUAUGAAGAUCGGCGAGAGUUCGAAAUAACAGCUCAUGUCAGUGAUGGGGGCAUUCCGGUCCUGACCACCAACAUCAGCGUGAAUAUAUUUGUCACUGACCGUAAUGACAAUGCCCCACAGGUCUUGUACCCUCGGCCUGGCCGGAGCUCGGUGGAGAUGCUGCCCAGAGCUACCGCUCCUGGCCAUGUGGUCACACGGGUGGUAGGCUGGGACCCUGAUGCAGGGCACAAUGCCUGGCUCUCCUACAGCCUUUUGGGAGCUUCCAACCAGAGCCUUUUUGCUGUGGGGCUUCACACAGGUCAAGUCAGCACUUCCCGCGCAGUCCAGGACACAGAUGUGCCCAGGCAGACUCUUAUGGUCUUGAUCAAAGACAAUGGGGAGCCAUCACUGUCUACCACGGCAACACUGACUGUGUCAGUAACUGAGGAGUCUCCUGAAGCCCGGGCUGAGUUCCCCUCUGGCUCUGCCCCUCGGGAGCAGAAUAAAAAUCUCACCUUUUAUCUACUCCUCUCUCUAAUCCUGGUUUCUGUGGGGUUCGCAGUCACAGUACUGGGAGUGAUUAUAUUCAAAGUUUACAAGUGGAAGCAGUCCAGGGACCUCUACCGAGCCCCAGUGAGCUCCCUGUACCGAACACCAGGGUCCUCUCUGCAUGCAGACGCUGUGCGGGGUGGCCUGAUGCCACCGCACCUUUACCAUCAGGUGUACCUCACCACCGACUCACGCCGCAGCGACCUGCUGCUGAAGAAAACUGGUGCUGCCAGCCCACUGGCCAGCCGCCAGAACACGCUGCGGAGCUGUGAUCCAGUGUUUUAUAGGCAAGUGUUGGGUGCAGAGAGCUCCCCUCCUGGACAGGUAAGGGUUAGCAUCCGAACGAUAUUAAUGCUUUUUGAUGCUUGCACCAGGUUCAGGAAGGAAUAGUGUUUUUUUAAUGAUGAACAUGAUUUCCUAAUGAUACAUCCACGUUUUCACCUUGCCCUGCCUAGAUCAAGCAUCAUGCCUUUGUGAAAGGGAUGGCCUGACUAGAGUGUGGUUUGUGAACCCACACAAUGUGGAUUUGAUUGACUCAUGUGUGGCCCCAAUUCCCACACUCAGCACUCACUUGCCAUCACAACUAACCAAUCUUGCUAAGGGGGCAUUAAA